This is a messenger RNA of Acanthochromis polyacanthus (spiny chromis), 1848 nucleotides long. Its product is annotated as H-2 class II histocompatibility antigen, A-U alpha chain-like. The record is from RefSeq and is a predicted model, not a curated record. The coding region runs from base 81 to 833 and encodes 250 amino acids. Gene Ontology annotation, biological process: peptide antigen assembly with MHC class II protein complex; antigen processing and presentation of exogenous peptide antigen via MHC class II; positive regulation of T cell activation. The transcript has 4 exons. Lineage: Eukaryota; Metazoa; Chordata; Actinopteri; Pomacentridae. Gene Ontology annotation, molecular function: MHC class II protein complex binding. Gene Ontology annotation, cellular component: MHC class II protein complex.
UUUUUUUUCUGUGUGGUUUUCAUUCGGUUCAUGUGAUUUAUUGUGAGACUGUUCCUGGAUUUGUUCACUCAGAGUUUUAAAUGAGGACGAUCUGCAGCUCAAACAUGAAGCUCUCUGCUGCUUUAAUCCUGCUGCUCCACAGCCUCGGCACCGUCGCACAAUUCGUUCAUGAUAUCACCUACGUUAUCGGCUGCUUUGAGAACACCACAACUACAGUAGAGUAUGAAUUCGACGGCGAGGAGAUUUUGCACAUAGACGACGACAGACAGGAGGUCGUGUACACUGUUCCAGCGUACCUUAUGCCGGACCCCGCUCACAUAUUUGGAGAUUUGCACAUAUACAGAAAUGCUCUGAAAGCCAAGAGGGCGUGCGUGGGGGUUGUAGCAUACUGCAAGGUGGAAGGCAUCGAUCCAGAAGAAGUUAAAGACCCUCCUGAGAGCUUCAUCUACCCUGAGGAUGAAGUCGUUCUGGGACUCGAGAACAGCCUCAUCUGCUUUGUGAACCAUUUCUUCCCUCCGUCCAUCAACGUCAGCUGGACCAAAAACGGCCUUCCGGUGUCAGAAGGCCUGUCUUUCAGUCAAUAUUAUCCCAACAAUGACCAAACCUUCCACCGGUUCUCGACGCUGAUGUUCACGCCGAGCAAAGGCGAUGUUUACAGCUGCACGGUGGAGCACUCAGCACUGGAGACGUCCAAAACAAGAAUCUGGGAUGUUGAAUUCCCCAAAAGUCAUCAAAGUCUCAUAGCAGAUGUUUACUGUGGAGUCGGACUGUGUCUGGGCUUGUUGGGAGUCGCAGUUGGAACAUUUUUAAUUGUUAAAGGACUACACCAUUAAUUUAAUCACUCUAAAAGCAGUGAAAGUUUAUCCAGUUGUGAUCAGGUGUUUGCUUGUACAGAGAUGUAGAAGAACAUGAAGACUAAUAUACAGCAUAAUAAGCUUUCUUUGUAACUCUCAGUUGAUUAAAACUUGGAUCUGCAGCUAAAGUUCUACAUUGUUACUUGUGAAUGAAGCUCAUAAUAUAAUUAUAGUUUUCUUUACAUAAGAUGAGAUUCUUUUGACUAAAAUAUACUUGUUCUGUAUCCAGUCAGACUUUAGUUUCUUUCUUUUGGCUGCAGGUUCUGGAUCAGUCUUCAAUUUUGGACAAAUUUCAGUCAUUUUCAGUGGGUUUUGUGUAAUUUUGAACACUACAGAAGUCAUUUGGUAAUGGUCGACAGUUUUUUAAUUACUUUGGACAAAUCAUUUUGUACAAUUUUGGCCUCAUUUUGAGAAGUUUGCAGUCAUUGAUGGUGGUUUUUAGCUUACUUGAACAAGUUUCAAGAGAGUUUCUGGACACAUUUUGAAAAGUCAGACUCAGAUUUCUUUCUCUUGGCUGCGGAAAUUUCCUGUCAUUCUGGAGGAAUUUUGUGUCAUUUUCAACACUACGUGAGUCAUUUUGAAAAUGCUCAAGUCAUUGGCAAUGGUUUUAAUAAUAUUUUCGUCACUCUGGACCAAUUUUGUCAUUUUAGACAUUUUUAAAGUCUUUUUGGAAAGUUUCAAGUCAUUGGAGAAAGUUUUAAGUCACUUUGGAUGAUUUUUUUGUGUAAUUCUAGACACUUCUGACCACCUUUUGACUAAUUUUGGACAUUUUUGAAGUUCCAAGUUUCAUGUCAUUGAUGACAGUUUUUAACUUACUUUGAACAAGUUUCAAGUAAUUAAAACCAUCUUAGAAAAAUGGUGCUGAAAAUGGUGAAAUAUUCAAACAAAUAAAAGUCCACAUUCUAGGUUGAAGACUGGAGCGAAAUUCCUUCUAUGCAUUUCGUUCACUGUAACAAUUUAAUGUGACCGACCAAUAAAGUUUUUUCUGAUCAUU